GUGCCUACAAUUGCCUACAAUCAACUGUGCCGUAAGAAAUGCGGAAGAGCUCAUUGUUGGUCGGAGCUGUCAUGCAGACGCCAAUCACGACGAGCAGCAUUCGAAGGCGCGCCGCACCAUUUCUCGACCCGCGAGAUACGAAAUCACGAGAAAUCUGAUCGCGAGCUCGUAACCUUGUGAGUUGGCACUAGCGAGGUGGCCCCGACGGACAGUCCGCGACGGGAACGAUUGGAACCUCGACCGCCCAGACCGCCCCGAACCAUCCGUCGACGCCACCCAGAGAGCCGGCCAGCGGUGCAUGAGCGGCUUCGAGUUGCCCGGCAUGACGCGCCCGCGGCGGUCGUCCGCCACCAGCGAGGACAGCAUGGGGACGGCGCGCGAGCAGGAACUCGGCAGCAUGUACGACUACCUGGCCAAGGUCAUCUUGCUGGGGCCGAGCGGGACGGGGAAAUCGUGUCUGCUGCACCGCUUCGUCAAGAAUGAGUGGCGCGUGCUCUCCUCGCAGACAAUCGGGGUCGAGUUCGCGAGCAAGAUCAUCAAGGUCGGCACCGGCGCGCGGCGGAAGAGGAUAAAGCUGCAGCUCUGGGACACAGCAGGGACCGAACGAUUCCGGUCCGUCUCGCGGUCCUACUACCGCGGCGCGGCCGGCGCGAUCCUCAUCUACGACAUCACGUCGCGCGCGUCCUUCAACAGCCUGCAGCCGUUCCUCAACGACGCGCGCGCGCUCGCCUCGCCGAACCUCUCCCUCGUGCUCGUCGGCAACAAGCUCGACCUGGCCGGCGACCCGCUUGUCGACGCGGGCCUGCCGCCGCCCACGCCCAGCGCCAGCAGCACCGUCAGCAGCUCGGCCUCCGUGGCCGCGUCGCACUCGUCCACGUCCACGAUCCACCCCGGCCUCGGGGCGCAGCUCCGGGCGACGGUGGCGCCGGACGGCCGCGAGGUGUCGGCGGUGGAGGCGAGCCGGUGGGCCAGCACGGUGGGCAUCCCGGUCACGGUGGAGGUGAGCGCGUUCAGCGGCGAGGGCGUCGACGAGGUGUUUGCGCGCCUGGCGCGCAUGAUCCUGGCCAAGAUCGAGCUCGGCGAGAUCGACCCGGACGAUCCGAUGAGCGGCAUCCAGUACGGCGACGCGGGCGCCAUGUGGAGCGCCGGCGCGAGCGACGGCGGGAGCAUCAAGAGCACCGUCACGGCGGACGAGGUCGGGCCGGGCGGCCGCCGGCGGCGCAGGGCGCGGAGGGGCGGGCAGGGGCUGAGGGAGUGGGAGGAGGUGUUUACCUUGACGAAUCGCAGGCGGAAUCGGGGGUGUUGCUGAGGGUGAUCUGGGCCGGUGGUGCGUUGGAGAAGGGGAUGGAUCAUGGUCUGGGCUGGGGUGAGGAUAUUGACGGGCACUUCAUGAUACCACAUUGUUACUUGAUUUCUUGGUUGGCCGGACAGAUGAGCGUAAUAUGAGGGGCAGGGAGUUGAGGCUCAGGGCAUCGCCUAUGUGCAGAUCCGGCGGCACACCAAGACACUCCACGGCUUGUCACGAGGAGUUCGGGGGCGGAAAUAGAGUUCCGGUCAGAGCGCCGCAUAAACGAGCCAUUUCUCUCAUCAAACUCAGGAGCGCCACUUGCAUCGACGAAGGCAGCUAGGCCAGCGAGUGUAUGUCAGCAAGCUCGGCGGUUUGACGGCGCGAAUUCGCAUUAUCUUCGGCAGAC
Messenger RNA from Thermothielavioides terrestris NRRL 8126, 1694 nucleotides. RefSeq lists its product as uncharacterized. Bases 323 to 1309 code for a protein of 328 amino acids. Gene Ontology annotation, cellular component: endosome. Gene Ontology annotation, molecular function: GTP binding; GTPase activity. The transcript is spliced from 3 exons. The record is from RefSeq and is a predicted model, not a curated record. Gene Ontology annotation, biological process: regulation of endocytosis. Lineage: Eukaryota; Fungi; Ascomycota; Sordariomycetes; Sordariales; Chaetomiaceae.